GUCCAAUCGAGCAGCCAGGAUGGAACCAAGCCUUCGAGUAGGCGGGGUCGUCGCUGGGUUGGCACUUUCCUCCAGGUCAUGUGAACAGAAAGAGAGAGACCGACGUGGUGCCAGCAGGGAAUGGAGCGCGCUGCUAGCAGCUGGGCGAUGGUGGAUCUAUAGCGUUGAAUUCUUCAUGGCAUUCAGCUGAGCUGCUUAACAAUUAUACGUACAACCACUUUGGAAAGGAAGAGAACAACCAAUGGUUUCAGUAAAUCAUAGCAAACUGGUGUCUGCUUCAGGUCCAUUGAUUACCUCAGCUUUCUUUCAGCUAGACAACACCUCAGAUGCUCUUGAACCUGAGGUGCCACCAUUAAAUCUGCUGCAGGAUGGCAGCAGGGAACAAGGGCCUAACCCAGCAGCUCUCUCCAGUCUUCUCUACCCAUCAGAGAUGGGUACCUCACUGUCUAAGGUAAAGAAGGAAGUGGAGAAACCUCAGACCACCAUCUAUGAAGCUUAUCUCAAGUUACCUGAUUUUUGCCCAGAACUCUCUAGGGAUUUUAUCCCUACACUAGAGGAGAUUGAGGAGUUUCUGAAUGAGAAGAUGGCACUUCUCAAGGAUGAGCUGAAUGAGAAGCAGCCACGAGGAGGACAGCUUGAGAUAAAAUCGGAGAUCAACUUGGGCAACUCUGAGGAAGCGUCUGUUCCUAGAAUUCCUCAGGAUGAAGGUCUUUCAAGCUCUGCUCAUGCUGAAGUGGUGCAAGGUGGUACAAGCAUACCAGGAACCAUGGGGACUAUCCCUGUUAUUCUUCAGAUCCAGCCCAUCCAAGUGGCAGAAGGUAGCUCACCAACCCAGAGCCCCACUGGGGGUGUCAGGUUGGCCCAGCUGAUCAUCAAAAUGCAAGGCCAGAACUUGACUGUACUUCCUCAGGUUGUUCAAAGCCCUGCAACAGGCACAGAACAGAAGUAUGUCCGAAUAGCCCCUUCACCUGUGACACUGAGGCCUGGAGUUUUUGGAAGUGCAAGGACCAUGGAAGCUAAGGUCCCCAAAGCCUCUACAUCCAUCAUCCGAGUCCACAAGUGCACAUAUCCUGGCUGCACCAAGAUGUACACCAAGAGUUCUCACCUCAAGGCGCACUUCCGACGUCACACUGGAGAAAAGCCUUACACCUGUACUUGGCCUGACUGCGGCUGGAGGUUUUCCCGUUCAGAUGAGCUCUCUCGCCACAAGCGCUCCCAUUCGGGACUCAAGCCUUACCAGUGCCAAGUGUGUGAGAAGAAAUUUGCCCGCAGUGACCACUUAUCCAAACAUAUGAAGAUCCACAAAGGGUCAUUCAGUUCGGGAAGCCGGACAGCUCAGGGCUGUGGUAAUAGUUAACCCUCCCUUUGGUCCCUUGCCAAGAGAAGAAUUCACUUCAAGCCCAAUGACAAGUGGAAAUAUAAAAGAUGAUUUUCCUUUGGAACAGGAGGAAAUGAGGAACUGACUUGGGUAAAGUCAAUGGAAAGCUCAAAGCCUUCCUCUGCCUGAAUAUGCCUUACAACUAGGGCUUGCCUCCAGAUUGAAAUCUUGGGGGGUAUUUGGGAGCUCAUGUACCAUUUGCAAUAUGUGACAAUUAGGGACAUCAGGGAGGGUGGGGGAGAUUUUUAGUUUUAUAUUUGGUUUUUGGAAUACUGGCCAUUAACUGUAUAUGGGCUUGCCAUGAUAUAUACCUGGAAUCUCUGUUCCCUCUAACAGGGAUUUCCAGAUGUUGACUACAAUUCCCAGCAUCCCCAGCUGCAAUGGCCUUUGGCUGGGGAUUAUGGGAGUUGUAGUCAACAACAUCUGGGAAUCACUGUUAGAGGGAACACUGCCUGGAAUGCAUAUUCAAAUGGGAGUUGCAUUUUACAACAUUUAUUUCUGAGUCAGCAUCCUAAUUCAUCACAUGUUAACUGAAAUGUAUAUGACAAAAUUAACUUGAGCUGAAAUACCGCCAAGUGGAAUGUACACGGAAAUGCACAAAAGCAAGUCUUGGAGGCUGGGUUCAGACACGUGAAACCAUAGUUUGUGCUAACUAUGGUCAAGAACUCGAAUCAUGGUUGGACCUUCUAGACACAGAGGUCAUGCACACAACCUUGCUGGGGAGGGUAGGCAAGCUGCAGGGAAGGCAGGAGCAGCCUUCUCUCUAGUUUUUUUCAUCUGUGUGCGGAAUGAGUUUUGUUCUGGGUGGCAGGAUCAAAGCAGUGUGUGUGCAUGUGCAUCCAGAGUGGGGCCUUCCUGAUUCAACCUGAGUGGGAUCUAAAAUUACUGAGCGGUCAUCCAAAAACUUGUGAGUGUGUGCACGUGCGCAUGCCUUAGAGGGAACACUGGGCAGGCACUCACCUGCCUUCCCCAGUAGAUGAAUGGCCACUGUCCUCCCCUCUGCCACGUGUCCACACGAGCAGUAGUGUGGCAAAGGGAAAUGCUGGGAGCGGGAGGACUUCCCCUCCUGCAUCCCAGAGUGCCCCGGGGCAGAAGCAUGGUGGCUGCUCUCAUUUGAGCAGCUGUUGCGCUCGGCGUAUCAGCUCCUUUCCUCUGGCUUGCUGCUGGAAAUGGUGCUGGGCCGAAGAGAAGCCAUUUAGCCCAGUGGUGAUCAUCCAGAGGAUCACAGGCCAAGAUUAAGCGAACCACAGGUUAACUUAACCUUGGCUAAAUGCUGGGUUCAGAAGUGGGGUUUGGUGCGAGGCCAGCGCUGGGAGCGAUCUGGUGCUUCAUACGCACAACCUAACCCAGGCAGGGCUGCCCUAACCUAGGCUAGGCUGCACGUGUGAAUCCCUUUAUACAAUAGACCAACUGUGGCUUGGUGCUACUUGCCUGCUUUUGUUUCCCAUCUGCUCAGCUUCCUCCUUUCUCCGUGGAACAGCAGCAUCUGGAAGUGGAGCAGUGGCCCUAAUGGUCAUUUAUCAAUGAUCUCUGAACUCAGAUUUGUGAACUGAAACCAGUUAGCACAAAUUCUGGUUUCCAAAUUGAUCUCAAAUCAUGGUCUUGAUUUGAACAGAUCCGGAUUUGUUGAUCCCAAACAAAUCGUGGUUUGUGGGCAGGCUUGGGUUCAAACAUAAUGCAAAAUCAUAUUUUUCUAAACAACCAAUGGUUUUGUGUUAUGUCUGAACUCAGCCAGAAUCUGAAACUCAGAUUCCAAAACCAGGAAAGCAUAUUUUUGUAAGAAUAUAGGUCCCUAUUUUAAAACUAAUAAAUAUGAGCUUCCCCCCACCAAUCCAUUUUUUGCUACCAAAAAAAUGGUUUUUAUAAUAUUCAGUGAACCCUUUCUCAUGAUCAAUGAAACAGGGCUUGAAAGAGUGCGGGGAGGAAGGCUACUAACACUUACCUCCCCUGCAAACAAUCCCUCAGUCUGUGCUCAGAUGGACACCAGCAUUCCCUGGCAGAGUGGAGGGUUCGGGGCUGGGACACAUUGUCCCGGCCCCUGGAAAUCCCAUAAUGCACCACACGAGUGUGUGGUGCAUUAAUUAGGCUGCUGCUGUGUCGGAGCUGCACAGUACCACGGGGCACCAACACAAUCAUUUAGCCCAGGUUAAGGACAUAAUCAUGCCCUUAACCCUGACUAAACAAUAGGCCUCUUUGGUGGGUUUGCCACCAUGCCACUGCCAGGAGCUGCGUGGCUACCAGCAGUUUUUAUACUCAGCCAAGACUGGGCUGGGCUUCCUUAGCCCAGUCUUGGCUGAUUGUAAAAACAGCCUCAGUGUCACUUGCUUUGAGUUUAGGGUUGUAUUUGGGGGAAAUAACUGAAUUUUUGGUUCCUACGGAUUUUAAUUUUGACUCCUAUAGCCACAAUUCAAAUGCUUAUUCUGUGGUGUGAGAGCUCUAGGUGACCGUUGCUGUCAGAAUGGGACCCACCAUGAAACUCAUGCCUGUGCAUAGAGGGAGUGUUGCAUGGUGGGAAAUGUAAUCAUUUUGUAGACUUCUAUAAGGCAAGUGAGGAUGUCUUCAGCUUGUUCCAGUCUAUAAAGGUUGCUCAUAGAGGCCUUAGGAUUCUGCAGACUGGCUACGUGGCCCACAGGCAUACCAGUUGAGUCAAUUUCUGCUCCAACAGCUUCUUUAUGGAUUAUAAACAAUAAAAAGAUGAUAUUUCUAAUGA
This is a messenger RNA of Hemicordylus capensis (graceful crag lizard), 4088 nucleotides long. Its product is annotated as Krueppel-like factor 15. Gene Ontology annotation, molecular function: DNA-binding transcription factor activity, RNA polymerase II-specific; RNA polymerase II cis-regulatory region sequence-specific DNA binding. Lineage: Eukaryota; Metazoa; Chordata; Lepidosauria; Squamata; Cordylidae. Bases 242 to 1357 code for a protein of 371 amino acids. Gene Ontology annotation, biological process: regulation of transcription by RNA polymerase II. The record is from RefSeq and is a predicted model, not a curated record. The transcript is spliced from 3 exons.